UGAACCAACCCCCAAGCCCUAGAGACCAUCUCACUUCUUCAUUCCCUCACUCUCUCUCACCAUCUGCCCAGAGCCGCCGCCGGGAAUCGCCCUAUGGCGGCGGCCAACCACCAAACAUCCGCAAUAAUUCACCAAAUAAUUCCCCUCUGGCUAUUGGUUGAUGUCGCUGCAUGUAGCACUGGGUCCGUCUUCAAGCGCGAGCCAGUGCUCGUGUGGCGACAACGACCAUUGCCCGGAUUCCUUGUGGCCACCAUUGACGAUCCCCAUUAGGUUCAAAAUCCACUACUUACAUGCUUAGACAACAAAAGAAGUGCACGCUUCAUCUCAACAAAACCUCUCUUGACAAGGUUGGUUUGCCUCUUCAAGUUUCGGUUACUGUAAUGUUUUGUUCUUCAUCAUCACUUUCUACUAGUUUUGGUAAAAAUCACAUACUUGAUCACAAAACUGAGCUCAUAUUUUGGAUUCCAUACGAUGAAAUCUUCUCGGACGAUGCUCAUGAUAUUAUGUCGAAAAUUAUCUACUUGAUGAAUGUCCCUUUUUCCUUGGAGGAUAAGCUAAAUUGGAGAGACACAAAACAAUAUGGCAAAAUUGAGAUAACUGCCAUUUUGGAAAACAAGGACAUGUUGAUUUCCAAAAUAGUGGACUCUGUUAGGAGUAUGAUGGAUUCUCCAGCUUCGCCUAACGACAAAGUUCAUAGCUUUAUGAAUUUGGAAAUUUUGAAGGUCACUCAACUAUCCCAAAUAGAAUUCUUGAAUAAGCUUAAGAAUAUUGAACCAGACCACAAUACUCAGGCGCGGAAAAGGCCUCAAGGAGUGAUCAGUUCACGACUCGAAAAGCUUGAUGCUUUGCAGAAGGAUUUAGGAUUGCAAAAGAUGAAAUUUGUAAGUGAGGGUUCAAAUCUUUUUGGAGAUGUGCUUUAUUUGCAGGGAAGAUUUCUCAAUUGGCUCUACCGUCUUAUGCUUAAAGGCAUGUUCCCAUAUAUAUCAUGAAACAUGUUUUCUUGAAUGGCUUCUGAAAAAUAGAUCCUGCCCUUAUUGUCGGUCCGAAUUAAAGUAGAUUUGAAAUCUUUGUAAUUCAUGUUGUUUUCAGUAUGAUGUAAACAUUGAUGUCUCUUUAUGUACAUGUGCUACUAUUGCUUUUGUUAAUUUGUUAAAUGUUAAGGUGCAUAUUGAGUUACUUUUA
Molecule: messenger RNA, 1182 nt
Organism: Nicotiana attenuata
Lineage: Eukaryota; Viridiplantae; Streptophyta; Magnoliopsida; Solanales; Solanaceae
Exons: 2
Coding region: 291-989 (232 amino acids)
Source: RefSeq, a predicted model, not a curated record